Ochlerotatus camptorhynchus is the source of this 1544-nucleotide messenger RNA. RefSeq lists its product as uncharacterized. Gene Ontology annotation, cellular component: nucleus. The transcript has 3 exons. The record is from RefSeq and is a predicted model, not a curated record. Gene Ontology annotation, molecular function: zinc ion binding. Bases 37 to 1164 code for a protein of 375 amino acids. Lineage: Eukaryota; Metazoa; Arthropoda; Insecta; Diptera; Culicidae.
AUUAUUUUAAUAUAUAGUCAAACGUAAUCCUGGUGAAUGAACGCUUUAUCAGGACAAGGAAAAACAAAUCCAAUUCUAUGUAUGAAAAUCAAAUUCAAAAUGGGUAGAAUUUGUGCCGCUUCGUUCUGUAGGAAAUCGUUGGAUGCAAGAGUAAGCUGCUACCCAUUUCCGUCCAAACGCGACACGAUGCGUCUGCAGAUGUGGCAGAAGCGACUACUCGUCUCCGAUACUCCCAACGCAUUUGCAUGCCAUCGGCACUUUUCAGAUCAUCAGUUUCAUUGCGACCCCGCCGGGCAACGAAUAAAAAUGAAACGGAACGCACUUCCGGAUAAAAACAUAGUUCGAAGAACCCGCGACCCGAAGGAUCCGCUGGAUGCUGUUUGUCGUUUGUGCCUGGAACGGUCCGUAAUGGACUACCAGAUGAUUUUUCCAGCUUGGCCCAACCCGGAUGUGCCUACCGCCGAUGACAUUGCCGAACUGUUUGGGAUUGUGAUUACUCCCGACGACCUUCUGCCCCGGAUAGUGUGUGUAACAUGCACAACGAAAAUCAAGUACAUGAAACGCAUUCGCGAUCAGUUUCAGAAAAAUGACGCAAUUUUGAGAACAAAAUUUGUCACUCAAAAAAAUGAAGUUGCCCCUCCUCCAAGAAAGCAAGUUGCGCCGAUUAUGGAACCCAACUAUUAUAGUCGAAGCGAUACUGAUCCAAAGAUUACCGCCGUGGCUAGCUUAGGCAUGAAUCCGGUUGAUAUUCCACCGGUCGCGUCCGGAAGCGAUGGCAUCCUUCAGGGGACCUAUGGUUCAGUCGUCUACGUUCAAGAGGGAGAAACCUAUCAGCAGUUUCGGAUCAUCAACAGCGGUCAAAUUAUGCCUACCGGUGAACAUGAGGAAGUUGUGAGUACAUCCGUCAAAGUUGAACCCACGGACACGGAAUCGGACCUCGUGGAAGUCAUAGACACGGAAAUACUUUACGCGGACAACGGUGAAAUGGAACCGGAAAACGAGCAGGUGAAGAUCGAGUAUCAGCAGCUGGAUUUUGGCUUAUUGCAUACCGAGGACGAUUCGCAGCCUGAGGAGUUGGAAGAGCAUCCUCCGGAAAAGAAACUACGAGUCGACAAGCCAUUCCGAUACGCUGACCAGAUUAAGGUCGAAAAAGACGGGAAGUAACGAGUUGGGCCUCCGGUUUGCUUAAUCAAGUAUCAUUAUCUGUUGUUGGUGUGCACAGUUUGUACGCAUAAUUUUUCACUUUGCUUUUGUAGCACAAUAAGGUGAACAACUUUUACUCUCCAAAAGCGAAAAUUCUUAACUAAACAGAGUGAACAGUUUUUAACUAAUGAGCUACUUGUAACCAAAACUGUGCAUACCAAGCAUUAACGUAUGUUUAAGUUUAAUGUAGUAAUCAUUUCAGACAUAAGCAUGCUUUAAUAGAAAAUAUACUAUAGGAUCGUUUAUUUUCGACAGUAAAUCAUGGUUUUCGUAUUUUUUGUCGUUUAUAAAUCUGCUAUUGACGGCUUCCCCGGAUAAAGUCCAGCAUCAAAAUGACAGCC